AUGGCUAUGGCAGUGAAGUUACUUAAAUUGAAUUACUUUUAUUUUUAUCCCAAUCCUGCAGCAGAACUACCAGAAUGGAUACCGAUAUACUAUGUAAAGAACAACAAUGAGGAAUAUAGGUGCAAUAUAUGUGAAGACAUCAUCAGAGCAGAUCACAACCCAUCUGAACCUCUGCAACACAUUCAAAAUGUACAUAAGGAUAUCUACGAUUUACACAAGGAUUGGCGUAAGGAGGAACAGGAUGCAGCAAUUGGAUUCCAAAUUGAAUUCCUCCAGUUGAAUGAAAAAGAUGAUCUAAAACCCCAGCCUGUGAUGGUGGAACAGAUUUGUGAGGUUACUGGUGAUAUGAUAAAGGUUGAGCAGAAAUCGGACAACGAUGAAAACUUUAUGCUGGUGCCGUCCAAAAUGAAAAAGAACAAAAUGAGCUGCGAGUUUGGUAGAAAACGCAGCUGGGUGUGGAAAUACUUUGACAAACUGACCAAUAUAAUCUAUCGUUGCAACCUCUGCCAUGUUGUUCUGUCCAUAAAGGGAUGUAAUACUAAUAACAUGAAUCGGCAUGUCCGUACAAAGCACCCAAGUGUGUUUAAAGCAGAGGUGGAAAAUAAGCACGAAGACAGUUCCAAAUGUGACAUGGAUUGCUUAGUGGACGUGGGAUGGAAAAAAGAUGAUAAGAAUGCUUUACAUUUAAUCAAGCAACGUCGCAGCUGGAUAUGGUCUUACUUCAAGCGCCUUUCGAGCACUCUGGCACAGUGCAAGCUCUGCCACCGAAACAUCUGCCACGGCGGUAACGCCACAGGGAACAUGAACCGACAUCUCAAGAUGGUGCACAAUAAAACUGCGGGUCCAGAUGACCACAACUGGAUAUGGAAAGUGUUUGAGAACGAGGAGGAUCAGAUCGCCUGCAAGAUAUGCCAAUUCAAAUGCGUCAAAUUCGACGACACCGAAAAUAGUAUUAAAUGUAUCCUGCACCAUCUUAAAACUGAACACGGUGUGGUAUCGAGCGAUCAGAUCAUAACAGAGACGGAGUAUGAGAUAGAAAAUGUUGAAUGAUUUUGAUAAUCCAUCAUUAAAUAAUAAAAUAUAAACAGACUUUUAAUUACU
This is a messenger RNA of Pararge aegeria (speckled wood butterfly), 1101 nucleotides long. RefSeq lists its product as uncharacterized. Gene Ontology annotation, molecular function: DNA binding. The record is from RefSeq and is a predicted model, not a curated record. The transcript has 6 exons. Bases 1 to 1050 code for a protein of 349 amino acids. NCBI's taxonomy places the organism in Eukaryota, Metazoa, Arthropoda, Insecta, Lepidoptera, Nymphalidae.